Jatropha curcas is the source of this 2283-nucleotide messenger RNA. Its product is annotated as protein NRT1/ PTR FAMILY 2.7. NCBI's taxonomy places the organism in Eukaryota, Viridiplantae, Streptophyta, Magnoliopsida, Malpighiales, Euphorbiaceae. Gene Ontology annotation, molecular function: transmembrane transporter activity. The record is from RefSeq and is a predicted model, not a curated record. Gene Ontology annotation, cellular component: membrane. Gene Ontology annotation, biological process: oligopeptide transport; transmembrane transport.
GCGCUUUGUCUUUUAUUAUAGACAUGUUGGCUUCUAUGCAGAGAUAAUAAUAAAUGGUUGGUGUUAGUGAUAAUAAUAUUGUCGCAUUGCAAAAUUGUAGGACCACCUUUUUAUCAUUUAAGACCUACUCUAUCUUCAUCUUUCACACAUUUCAUUUACAAGCAACUAAUAAUAAGGCUCUAAUGGCCGACCCAGAAACUGGAGAAGUCUCAAGCUCUGCUGCCCAACGUAGAGGCAACUGGAUCCCUUUCAUUAUAGGGACUUUGACAUGCUUGACAUUAGCUGGUACAGGAUGGGUGUCCAACUUGACAGUGUAUUUGAUUCAGGAAUUUAAUGUGGAAACCAUAGAUGCAGCUCUGAUUUCCAAUGUUGUUUAUGGUGCUUUCAGUUUAUUUCCUAUAGUUGGAGCUAUAGUUGCCGACUCUUUCUUGGGUUCAUUCUCCGUUGUCGCCAUAUCUUCUUGUGUUUCUUUUCUGGGCAUAGUGCUUUUGGCCUUAACUGCAACACUUGACUCCUUGAGGCCUAAACCUUGCAGGGCAGAAGACUCAAGUUUGUGCCAAACUCCAUCAAAGCUCCAAUACACAGUACUAUAUGGAGCUUUUGCUCUGGGAUCUUUAGGGUUAGGAGGGACAAGAUUUACAAUAGCAACAAUGGGAGCAAACCAAUUUGACAAACAAGAAGAUCAGACCAGUUUUUUCAAUUGGUAUUUUUUCACCUUAUAUUUUUCUUCUCUAAUAAGUGCCACUGCCAUUGUCUAUAUAGAAGAUAAUGUUAGUUGGUCUUUGGGGUUCUGGCUUUGUGCUGCUGCUAAUUUCAUUGGUAUAGUCAGUUUUCUUCUGGGAAAUCGUCUUUAUAGACUUGAUAAACCUCAUGGAAGCCCAUUUACUAGCUUAGCUCGUGUAGUUAUUGCAGCUAUACGAAAGAGGAAGGCCUUAUUGUCUUCUACAAGUGAUGACUAUUAUUUUGAGCAAGAUUUGAAAGGAACUCAGGUUUCUGCUUCAAUAACAGAGAGUUUCAGCAGGUUUUUCAACCGAGCUGCUUUAAAAGUUGAAGGAGAAACAAAUCCUGAUGGGUCAAUUGCAAAAUCCUGGAAACUGUGCACAGUACAACAAGUAGAAGAUUUGAAGACUCUGAUAAGGAUUUUCCCAAUAUGGUCAACAGCACUAUUUGUAUGCACUCCAAUAGCAAUGCAAAGCAGCUUAACUGUGCUUCAAGCUCUAACAAUGGAUCGUCGACUUGGACACCACUUCAAAAUCCCAGCUGGCUCUAUUUCAAUCGUCGUAGGACUAAUUAGUUGCUCCAUUUUUCUCACCAUAAAUGAUCGGUUUCUCUUUCGAAUGUGGCAAAAGCUAACUCGAAAACCGCUAACUCUAUUCCAAAGAAUAGGAAUAGGGCAUGUGCUUAAUGUGCUAGGCAUGGCUGUAUCAGCUUUGGUGGAGUCAAGGAGACUUAGAGUAGCUCAUGCUCAAUACUCAGAUAGUGACAAAGAAAACUCUAGGAUAGUGCCUAUGCUCGUCUUAUGGCUAUUUCCCCAACUAAUUCUAGUUGGUGUUGGAGAAGCAUUUCACUUUCCCGGACAAGUCUCAUUUUAUUACCAGGAAUUUCCUGAUUCGCUGCGUAGUACAGCAACUGCUAUGCUUUCUUUGAUAACUGGGAUUUCUUUUUAUGCGGGCACAGCUUUAAUUGAUCUGAUUAGAAGGGUUACAGACUGGUUACCUGAUAAUAUUGAUCAUGGAAGACUAGAUAAUGUGUAUUGGGUGCUAACGGUAGUAGGGAUACUUAACUUCUGUUAUUAUCUUUGCUGUGCUAAGUUCUAUAAGUUUGAGAAUGUCCAAAAGGCCAUAGAAUCAGAAUUAGGAUGCAAUAAAUCAUCAUCAGGUUAGGUUUGUGACGGUAGUCUAUGAUUCGUUGACCAUGUAUAAAGAGAUCAACUCCUCUUGUACAUCUAAUACUAUAGAUGAUAUGGAAAAUUAUAAGGUGGUCUCCUGUUGAUAAUUGAGAAAGAAAAUAGAGUAUAAAAAAACGAUAAGAGAAUUGAUCAAGUAAGGUUAAGACUGAUCGAUUAUAUAUAGGGAAUUGGCUCCCUAGUGCAAAUAUCAUGAGAAAACGGGUCAUAUGCGAAGACAGCUCGCUACGGGUUUCGGUAAAUCCACAUAUCAAUCUCCAUUUGUUUGAUUAUGUAAAGUGCUCUCGUACAUCGGUGCUGUUAUUAUGUAAUGUGCUUAACUAACUCAUUGUUUAUUUUAUCAUUUUAGAAAUCAUCCUGUGUGAAUGCUUAAAUUA